CGCAUGCUCAGUCCAUUGCUAAGGAAGAAAGGGGAAAAUGUCUCUAGCGAGCUUUUUACCGGCGCCGACCCAGCUGUCUCAGGACCAGUUAGAGGCAGAGGAGAAGCUUCGGGCCCAGAAGUGCUACUCCACAGCCCUGGUCUCGUCCCGCAGAGAGCCCCCUCCUUAUGGACAAAGAAAAGGCUUGGUGCCUCGUUCACUUGAGGACUUUGGAGAUGGAGGAUCUUUCCCAGAGAUCCACGUGGCCCAGUUUCCUCUGGAGAUGGGUCGGAAGAAGAAGACAUCCAACGCCCUCGCGGUGCAGGUGGAUGCAGAAGGAAAGAUCAAAUAUGACGCCAUCGCGAGAGCAGGACAGGGCAAGGAUAAGGUUAUCUUCAGUAAGUACACAGACCUUCUUCCAAAGGAAGUUCUGCAUGAGGAUACUCCAGAACUGCAGAAGCCUGAUGAGGAGGCUGUAAAAGAGCUGACGGAGAAGACCCGCAUGGCCCUGGAUAAGCAGGUGUCUCAAAAGAUCGCUGCUGCCAUGCCUGUAAGAGCUGCAGACAAACAGGCCCCUGCACAGUACAUCAGAUACACCCCAUCCCAGCAGGGAGUGGCUUUCAACUCAGGGGCCAAACAGAGGGUGAUCCGCAUGGUGGAGAUGCAGAAAGAUCCAAUGGAACCUCCACGUUUCAAGAUCAACAAGAAGAUUCCCAGAGGACCUCCUUCCCCCCCUGCCCCUGUCAUGCACUCCCCAAGCAGAAAGAUGACAGUCAAGGAGCAGCAGGAGUGGAAGAUUCCUCCAUGUAUCUCCAACUGGAAAAACGCUAAGGGCUACACCAUUCCUCUUGACAAACGUCUGGCGGCUGAUGGCAGGGGGCUGCAGACGGUUCAUAUCAACGAAAACUUUGCUAAGCUGGCUGAGGCGCUCUACAUCGCCGACAGAAAGGCCAGAGAAGCAGUGGAGAUGAGAGCCCAGGUGGAGAAGAAGAUGGCCCAGAAGGAGAAGGAAAAGAAGGAGGAGAAACUCAGGGAACUGGCCCAAAUGGCUCGAGACCGCAGGGCGGGGAUCAAAAGUCACGGGGACAAAGCAGGUGGCGAGGACAGCGAGGUCAGGGAGCGUGACGAGAUCCGCCACGACAGAAGGAAAGAGAGACAGCACGACAGGAACAUUUCCAGGGCCGCUCCUGAUAAGAGGUGCUGGACACACACUUUAAACACACCCCCCUCCUCCAUCUCUCAGUACACACACACACACACACACACUUGUCUCACUGCUGAAUCAUUCAUCGGCCCAGCCGUUAUACCGAACAAACGCAGCCAGAUCCAACAGAGCACUCUGACAGUAGUCCAUGUUUGAUUGUGUAUGCAGGAC
Messenger RNA from Notothenia coriiceps (black rockcod), 1354 nucleotides. It is a transcript of the gene snw1, whose product is annotated as SNW domain containing 1. Bases 38 to 1339 code for a protein of 433 amino acids. The record is from RefSeq and is a predicted model, not a curated record. NCBI's taxonomy places the organism in Eukaryota, Metazoa, Chordata, Actinopteri, Perciformes, Nototheniidae. Gene Ontology annotation, biological process: mRNA splicing, via spliceosome. The transcript is spliced from 11 exons. Gene Ontology annotation, cellular component: spliceosomal complex.